AUGUCUGUACUCCAUAGCUUGACUAAUAAGUCCAGGAAUCCCCAAUUACGACAUUUUAAUGCCGAAUACAAAGCAGUUUCCACUCUCUUGAAGAGGUCUAAUUUGCCAGGAUUAAAUUCACUUUGUAGCACAAGUUUUAACAAUAUACACACAAGCUCAACUAAUAAUAAAGAGGAAAGUGAUAAAGAUAAGGACAAGAAAAAAAAGGAAAAUGAUGAACCAAAUAUAUCAUCUUUGCUGAUAAAGGCAGCAUUUUGGAUGUUGACAACCUUUACUUUAAUAAUUCUUAGUUCCUUUUUAGUUCCUGGAGAUAACACACAGAACGAACUUAUCCGAUAUGUCUCCUGGAAUGAAUUUGUUUACUCAAUGCUCUCAAAAGGGGAAGUGGAAGAGAUCAUUGUGCGACCUGAUUUGGAAAUUGUUACCAUUAUCUUGUAUGAAGGAGCUAUCAUUAAAGGCAAAAGGACACCACACCGUGUGUACCAUAUGAAUGUUGGCAACAUUCACCGCUUCGAAGAGAAGCUCCGUGAAACAGAGAAAAGUUUAGGUGUUAAAGAAGGUGUCAGAGUAAUAUAUGACAGAAAUGGAAGCGUUGCUGGCAAAAUCUUCACAACAUUGCUCAUCGCUGCUGUUAUACUUUCUUUCCUGUAUUCAACGAAAUCUAUGAAAAUGAACAUCAAUUUGGGCGGUUUUAGCCAGUUAAGGCGAGCAAAAUUCACACUCGUUGACUCAAUGACUGGUCAAGGAAAGGGCGUGAAGUUUGAAGACGUCGCCGGCCUUAAGGAAGCUAAAAUCGAAAUUAUGGAAUUUGUGGACUAUCUGAAGCGACCGGAGCACUAUAAGAGUUUGGGGGCCAAGGUCCCCAAAGGAGCUCUGUUACUAGGUCCUCCUGGCUGUGGUAAGACCUUAUUGGCUAAGGCGGUGGCCACUGAGGCCAAUGUGCCCUUCCUGUCCAUGAAUGGUUCGGAGUUCAUUGAAAUGAUUGGUGGUUUAGGAGCGGCCAGAGUAAGGGAUCUCUUCAAGGAAGCAUCAACCCGCAUACCCUGUAUAAUUUAUAUAGACGAGUUGGACGCCAUAGGCAGGGCACGAUCCACGGCCAGGGGUCCGGGGGGUGGUGAGAGUGAGCAGACCCUCAAUCAGCUGCUGGUAGAGAUGGACGGCAUGAGCAGUCGCGACGGUGUGGUUGUCCUGGCCUCCACCAACCGAGCUGAUGUUCUGGAUAAGGCUUUGCUGAGACCGGGUCGCUUCGACAGACAUAUCCUUAUAGACCUGCCCACGUUGAAGGAACGCGAGGAGAUAUUCGAGAGGCACCUGAAGAACAUUGUGCUGGAGAAACUACCCAACUAUUAUGUUAAACGGCUAGCAUACCUAACUCCUGGCUUCAGUGGUGCGGACAUAGCGAAUGUAUGUAAUGAGGCAGCUCUGCACGCGGCCAGACACAAGCAGUCCAUAGUUAAAGCAACGGACUUAGAAUACGCUGUUGAAAGGGUCGUCGGUGGUACAGAAAAACGUAGUCAUGCAAUGUCGCCCGCCGAGAAGAAGAUAGUUGCAUACCACGAGUCCGGCCACGCGCUAGUAGGCUGGCUGUUAGAACAUACAGACGCCUUGCUCAAAGUUACUAUAGUGCCUAGAACCAACAUGGCAUUAGGUUUUGCUCAGUAUACUACGUCUGAUCAGAAGUUGUAUUCUAAGGAAGAGUUGUUCGAUCGUAUGUGCAUGGCGUUGGGCGGUCGCGCUGCAGAGGCAGUUACAUUCAAUUCCAUAACGAGCGGUGCUCAGAAUGAUCUAGAAAAAGUCACCAAAAUAGCCUACUCACAGGUGCGAGUAUUCGGAAUGUCACCAACUGUAGGACUCGUGUCGUUCCCGGAUAUAAAGGAUAGAGAGAAGAGCCCUUUCAGUAAAGCUUUGAAGAACCUCAUAGAUAUGGAAGCAAAGCAACUGAUAGCGAAAGCGUACUAUCACACUGAGGACCUCUUGAGGAAAAACCAGGACAAACUGAAAGCUUUAGCUGAGGCGUUAAUCAAAAAGGAAACCCUUAAUUACAAGGAUGUAGAAGCCAUUUUAGGUCCACCACCUUUUCCGGGAAAGAAAUUUAUUGAUCCCGUGGAGUUUGAGAGUAAUUUGAAAAAUAUGGAAAAUGCUGCAAACCCAGACGAUAUGAAUCCCGUGGGAGCGCCUUCUGCCAAGCCAGAACCCGGCGUG
Messenger RNA from Brenthis ino (lesser marbled fritillary), 2202 nucleotides. NCBI's taxonomy places the organism in Eukaryota, Metazoa, Arthropoda, Insecta, Lepidoptera, Nymphalidae. The record is from the annotation of a GenBank genome assembly.